Molecule: messenger RNA, 357 nt
Organism: Trypanosoma grayi
Lineage: Eukaryota; Euglenozoa; Kinetoplastea; Trypanosomatida; Trypanosomatidae
Exons: 1
Coding region: 1-357 (118 amino acids)
Source: RefSeq, a predicted model, not a curated record
AUGUUCAGCCGUCGGGUGGCCAGCUGCUGCCCCAUUCCCACGGCGAUGUAUCGCGCGCUGCACAUUAACAGCCGGCGCCAGGCCCACCGUCUCGUGCCGCCCCUCGUUGCCCUGUCCCCGCGGGAGAUGCGCCUCGCUUGCACGGGCGUCGUCGCAGUGCANAUCGCGCGCUGCACAUUAACAGCCGGCGCCAGGCCCACCGUCUCGUGCCGCCCCUCGUUGCCCUGUCCCCGCGGGAGAUGCGCGUCGCUUGCACGGGCGUCGUCGCAGUGCAGGCGAGUGAGUUCCUCCCCGCCGAUCUCGCAGCGGUGCCGUCACUCUCGGCGCUGCUCGGGCUGCCCGCGCAGAUGCUAUUGA